AUGCAGGCUCGCAUGCUUCUGUGUCUCGCGCUGGCUGCGCUGCAGUCCACCGUUGAAGGCCUGCCCCUUGAUGGACUGUUCACCCGCGACCAGCUCGCCACCACGGCCAACAUCCAUCUUCCCGGCGCUGCCGCCGCGCGCGCCUACCAGGCUGAGGUCUCUGCCGCAGACGCCAAAGAGGUCCUCGGAGUAUAA
Cordyceps militaris CM01 is the source of this 195-nucleotide messenger RNA. RefSeq lists its product as uncharacterized. NCBI's taxonomy places the organism in Eukaryota, Fungi, Ascomycota, Sordariomycetes, Hypocreales, Cordycipitaceae. The coding region runs from base 1 to 195 and encodes 64 amino acids. The record is from RefSeq and is a predicted model, not a curated record. The transcript has 2 exons.